AACAGCAGCCGGGAGGGAGAGAGACAAGCAUGCACCAAAGGCACGAGCGCGACCGGCGGCGUCGGCUCGGCCCUGAGCUGCCGCUGGGUGACCAUGGUGAAUUCGAUGAGGGAAGCGGUGAGAAAGCGAGCGCAGAUACUGUUGUUAGCUACUAGUAGAGUGAAACCAGGGUUAGUAAGCAAGGCCAACGCCAAGGCAGCUACGGCCAACGGCAGCGGCUUGCAUCCAGCCUUCAUUCCUGCAGCAAAGCGGCGCGUCAAAACUGGCAGGCAGCCCAGACGCUCGAGAACACAUCAACACACCACACACAGGUCAGGCACGCACAAGAAACACCUGCCACCGCCGGCGGCCGCCCGGUCGCUCGCUGCCGAUCGACGGCCAUGGACUUCGACGACCACGACGACAGUGACGAGGAGAUGGCGCCGAUGCCGAUGCCGAUGCCGAUGCCGGUGAGCUCCAGCUACGACGCCCCGCCUCUGGCAGCUGGGUUCGGUGGCGGCGGCGUGGAGCCGCUCAGCGUUCGCGCCAAGGCCCCGGCGGGCGGCCUCGGCGGCGGCGGCGGCGGCGGCGGGAGGUACCGAGAGUGCCUCAAGAACCACGCGGUGGGCAUCGGGGGCCACGCCGUGGACGGGUGCGGCGAGUUUAUGCCCGCCGGCGAGGAGGGCACGCUCGGCGCGCUCCGCUGCGCCGCGUGCGGCUGCCACCGCAACUUCCACCGCAAGGAGCCCGCCGCGGGCUCGCUCGUCUCCCCCGCCGCGCUGGCCGCCUACGGCAGCGCCGCGCCGCACCACCACCACUUCUCCCCGUACUGCCGCACCCCGGCCGGGUACUUCCACCAGCAGCCGCUGCAGAUGGCCCCGCCCGUGCCCGUGGGGCACACGCCGCGGCCGCUGGCGCUGCCGUCCACGUCCCACGGCUGGCGCGACGACGGCGACGGCGACGACGACUUUUCCGGGAUGGCCGGGCCGCUGUCGUCGGCGGUGGGGCCGCUGGGCGGCAUGUCCCUCGGCGGCACCACCGGGCCUUCCGGCUCGGGCGGGUCCGGCAAGAAGCGGUUCCGCACCAAGUUCAGCCAGGAGCAGAAGGACAGGAUGCUGGCGUUCGCGGAGCGCGUGGGGUGGCGCGUCCAGAAGCACGACGAGGCCGCCGUGCAGCAGUUCUGCGACGAGGUCUGCGUCAAGCGCCACGUGCUCAAGGUGUGGAUGCACAACAACAAGCACACCCUCGGCAAGAAGCCGUAGCGCGCUAGCACCAUCACCUGACCUGACCUGACCCCCGGACGCGUGUGUACUCCCAUCCCAUCCGUACACGGAAGAGCCACGUACACGCUUGCAUUUUGUUGAUCGCAGAUCGAUCGGGGGUGGCCGGGGCCAGCCCCUCCGGCCGGUAGGUACACAUGUGCAUCUUCUUUGUCAGCAUUCUUGUUUCGGCUCCGGCGCCUUCGUGGCGGCGUAGGUUAGUUGCAGUAACUCGUAGCGAGCUGCAUAUGCUCCAUCGAUCUUCUUGCCGGCGGUUCUUUCAGUUCUCAUUUACCCGUACUUGUUGGUGUUGUUUAUUAAUUAAUUAAUUCGGCAUGGCCAUUUGCCGGUUUGCUUGGUU
Messenger RNA from Zea mays, 1599 nucleotides. RefSeq names its product zinc-finger homeodomain protein 1. The coding region runs from base 381 to 1241 and encodes 286 amino acids. Gene Ontology annotation, cellular component: nucleus. Lineage: Eukaryota; Viridiplantae; Streptophyta; Magnoliopsida; Poales; Poaceae. The record is from RefSeq and is a predicted model, not a curated record. The transcript is spliced from 2 exons. Gene Ontology annotation, molecular function: DNA-binding transcription factor activity; transcription cis-regulatory region binding. Gene Ontology annotation, biological process: regulation of DNA-templated transcription; regulation of developmental process.